CCCUCACCAUUUGUCCGUUAACGCCUCCGAGUUAGCUUGACCUGCAGACAUCAUCGCGGUGUUGCAAGGACUCAUUGUUGCCGUUUUCCCUUCCAAGUAUACAGCGAUCAUAGCGUAGGAAACACUAAAAGCGUUGUGUGCGUAGUGAGAUCGGGUGUAGGGUGAUCGCUUCUCCGCGAGCAUGCAAGUUCGGAACACUGUCCCGAAUGGCGCAACACGCAAGCCAGUAAUUGCAAGACAAGUUAGACAGCGACUUUGUGCUCCUUUGCCUAACAAGACUACGAUCAGCCGCGUAGCUGCCCGCAGCGCGGCAGAUGAUGUCCUCACUGCUGACGUGGUCAUCGUGGGCGGUGGCAUUGUGGGCCUGCUAGCUGCCCAGGAGCUGCUCAACCAAAAGCUCAGCGUGGCGCUGCUGGAGCGCAAGGGACUCUGCGCGGGAGCCACGGGCGCAGGCCAGGGCUACCUCUGGAUGGCGCACCGCAGCCCGGGCAGUGUGGGCUGGGCGCUGGCGGCUCGCUCCAUGGCGCUGUGGCGCAAGAUGUUGGAGGCGGAGCCGGGGCUGCGGGGCCCGCUGGAGUGGCAGGACUGCGGCUCACUGCUGCUGUCCACCUCCGCCGCCGAGUCCGCCGCCCUGUCGGAGCGGCAGCUGGCGCUCAACGCGGUGGGGCUGCGCGCCACCUACCUGGACGGGGGGCGGCUGGCGGGCGAGGAGCGGGCACUGCGGCUGCCCGGGGCCGGCGGGGGGGCGGGGCUGCGGGUGGACAGCGACACGCAGAUUAACGGUCGUGCCACCGCGCACCUGCUGCUGGAGCGCUGCCGCCGCCAGCCAGGCUUCACGGCGCUUGUGGGGCCGGAGGAGGGGCAGGUGACGCGGGUGGAACUGGCGGGCGCGUGCAGCAGCAGCGGGACGGCGGGCGGACAAGAAGGAGGAGGAGGAGGAGCGGAGGGAGGAGCGGGUCAUGUGGUGCUCACGCCGCGUAGGAGAAUCCACGCCCGCCGCGCGCUGGUGUUGGCUGCCGGCGUAUGGAGCGGCGGGCUGCUGGCGGCCGCCACCGGGCAGCCCGGCUGGGCCCACCUGCUGCAGCCGCGCAGAGGGCACCUGCUGGAGCUACCGCGGCCGGAACACAUGCCGCCUGUCGUACAUGGCAUGAUGGAGAUGUCGUACACAAAGCACUACGCCACCUCCUCAACCGCCGCACCCCAUGCUGCCUCCUCCGCCUCCGCCUCCUCCCCUUCCUCGGCUGUUGCCUCCGCCCCCUCGGAAGCCGAGGUGGACAUCACCUUCACCGCCACCACCAGCGCCAGCGGAUCCCUGCUGAUAGGCAGCAGUCGGGAGUUUAGCGGCUGGGAUGCGACGCCCUCUCCCGCCAUCGUAGCCGCCAUCCUGCAGCGAUCCGCGCUCUUCUUGCCGCACCUGCAGCCUGCAGCGGAGGCGGCUGCUGCGGAGGCGGCGGCAGCAGCAGAGACCGCCGCCAGCAGCACCAGCAGCAGUUCCAGCAGCGAUGGUGCUGGCUUUCAGAGUGUUGUCAGCGACAGCAGCAGCAGCAGCAGCAGUGGUGGUGGUGCGGGGCCGCUGGCCGGGUUGUCGGUGCGAGUGGGGCUGCGGCCGUAUGCGGUGGGCGGGUUGCCGCUGGUGGGGCCCGUGGAGGGAGCGCCGGGUCUGUUCGUGGCUGCGGGUCACGAGGGCUCGGGGCUGUGUCUGGGCCCGGGCACCGCAGAGCUGCUGUCACGCCACAUCCGCAAGCACGUUGGGGGCAGCGGCGUGUUGGACACUCGGAGCUUCGAUGAGCUGCUUCCGGAUGUGCGUCGGAGGGCUGCUGCUGCUGCUGCUGCUGGUGGUGCCGGUGGUGUAUAAGUGUUUGGGCCGAUUCGGACGUGGUGAGAGGCAGGCAUACGGCACCGCAUUGGAGUUGUGUUUGCAGCCCCUUUAGGCGUUGGUCGACGUAAGGAGAGUGUGGGUGUGUUGGGGAAGGGACUAAUGGACCGCCAAGGUCUGCUGACCUCAAAGGUAUUGCUAUGUUUGUAUCAACUCCUUUUUUGCAUCAUUUUUCGCUAGGCUUGAGAAGGUGUUAGGCAAAGGCAAAAGCAAGCACAGUAACUAGGGCUGGAAACUUUCACCGUAAUAGGAAUUUGGUACCGUAAUUACGGUACCGUAAUUACGCAAAAUCGUAAUACCGUAAACCGUAACGUUCCAGCCCUAACAGUAACGCAUCUGGAGAGGUAGGCAUGGUGUGGUCGGGUGUUAGGAAGCACUGAUACUGUGGUACGACGUGUACGAUGUGCCACCAUGCCGUCGCGCCACCAGCCGUUCGUAGCGUCUAUUGUGCUUGGCAC
This is a messenger RNA of Astrephomene gubernaculifera, 2334 nucleotides long. Lineage: Eukaryota; Viridiplantae; Chlorophyta; Chlorophyceae; Chlamydomonadales; Astrephomenaceae. The record is from the annotation of a GenBank genome assembly.